AUUCAAAAACUAAAAAUGGGGCUGCUUUUGUCGGUUAACGCCGGUUCGGCUUUUGACGCACGGGUAGUUGUCUUUGAAUAUAACGGAGCCCCGAGCAGUAAAAAAACCAAAACCGUUUUAGUCGGCAAAGGAAUUAUGUUCGACUCGGGCGGCAUGAAUCUCAAACCUUCGCUCAACAUGCUCGGUAUGAAGUUUGAUAUGUCCGGAUCAGCCGUGGUGGCCGGAGUUAUGAAAGCCAUCGCUACGCUCAAACCCAAAACUAACGUAGCCGGUUUAAUGAUGAUUACCGACAACAUGAUCUCUCCCUUUGCAUCUACGGCCGACUCGGUCUUUACUUCCAUGAGCGGAAAAACAGUCGAAGUCAAUAACACCGACGCCGAAGGAAGAUUAGUUUUGGCAGACGGCAUCACUUACGCAAUUGAAAAGCUCGGUGCGACGCGCGUGAUAGACAUUGCCACCCUAACGGGUGCGAUCCUAAUUUCACUUGGCGACACUUACACGGGCGCUUGAGCAAGCACCGACCGAGUUUGGGAAGACCUUUACUACGCUAGUCAAGACGCUCAUGAGUUAGUUUGGCGCAUGCCAUUCCACGAAAACUUUGCCAAAAACAUCCGCCAAUCUUUGGUAGCCGACCUUAAAAACGUCGACUACAAAGCACCCAACAAAGGUAACUCCUGCUCAGCCGCCAUGUUUUUGAAAGAGUUUACUCAGAACUGCGAAUUUCUCCACUUAGAUAUCGCUGGUACAGCCCAAAUUAACGAAGUUCCCCAGGCGCCGAUGGUGCGCACGCUCUACGAAAUGGUUAGCAAAUAA
This is a messenger RNA of Centruroides sculpturatus (bark scorpion), 813 nucleotides long. Its product is annotated as probable cytosol aminopeptidase. Gene Ontology annotation, molecular function: metalloaminopeptidase activity; manganese ion binding. The record is from RefSeq and is a predicted model, not a curated record. Gene Ontology annotation, biological process: proteolysis. Gene Ontology annotation, cellular component: cytoplasm. Lineage: Eukaryota; Metazoa; Arthropoda; Arachnida; Scorpiones; Buthidae. The transcript has a single exon.